UGAUAAAUAGACAAAUUGAUUCUGAAUUACAUGUGAACAGUUCGAAGGUUCGAACAAGACUGUUUGUUGCAAACGAAAGGGAAAGUUUGCUAAAUUUUCAUUAGAAUUUGAAGAAUCGAAUUUAUUUAGGUACAAUGCAUGUAAUUACUCUACAAUUUCAGAUAUCAGUGAUUUUUAUUUUAGCAGGUAUGGCUUGUGGUAAUAAUUACAGCAGAAAAUUAUUACAGAAAAAAUAUCCGGGAUUUGGUACGGAUUAUAUUAUUUUUCCUGGGGAAAAUGGAGAAGAUGUCUAUGGAUAUUACAACGAUAAAAGACAGACAAGAUUUGGAAUAGACAUAUUUGAUCUGCCGUUUUUAGACUAUGAUUUCAGUAAUUCCAUUAAUUUUACAUUAUUUACUAGAGAUGCCCCUUAUGGCUGGUUGGUCGACGAUCCGGACAAACUACCAAAUUAUUUAAUAAAUAACACACAAGUUAAGUUUAUAACUCAUGGCUGGAUGUCGAAAGGCACAGCAGAUAACUGUGUCAAAAUUAAGGACGCUUUUCUCGAAAAGCACGAUUUUAAUGUUUUCAUUAUGGACUGGAGCUCUGUUUCCGGAAACCCAUUCUAUCCUGUUCCUAUGGAAGCCACGCCACAUAUUGGACAGGAAUAUGCAAAAUUUAUCAACAUUCUGAUAGGAAAAAUGAACGUGAAUCCGAAAGAUAUUCACUUAAUAGGUCACAGUCUUGGGGCACAUAUUUCUGGAUUUGCUGGUAGACGCACCAAGGGAAGAGUUUCCAGAAUAACUGGUUUAGAUCCAGCUUUACCAGGUUUUGAUAUUAAUCUUGUCAAAGGUGACCGCCUGAAUAGAAAAGACGCGGAUUUUGUAGACAUUAUCCACACAUGUGCUGGAUUUUUAGGUAUAAGAGAUCCUAUAGGACACGUUGACUUUUAUCCCAAUGGUGGGGCUCCCCCACAGCCUGGAUGCACUAUAUUAAAAUUUGUAGAAGCUUGCAGUCAUGGUAGAAGUUGGAAACUGUUUGCGAAUAGUAUUAAACUAGACCAAGAAUACGCAGCCAGUAGGUGUCCAAAUCUUGCCAGUUUAGCUAACUUAAAAUGUGUGGGUAAGAACAUUCCCAUGGGAUAUCCCACUCCACCUACAGCUAGAGGUAUUUUCUACAUAGAAACCACAUCUGAGGAGCCUUAUAUAAAACCGUUUGAUUUUGUAGAUAAAAAUAAAGUAGAAUAAAGAAAAUGUUUUUUUAUU
This is a messenger RNA of Diabrotica virgifera virgifera (western corn rootworm), 1244 nucleotides long. Its product is annotated as phospholipase A1-like. The transcript is spliced from 6 exons. The record is from RefSeq and is a predicted model, not a curated record. NCBI's taxonomy places the organism in Eukaryota, Metazoa, Arthropoda, Insecta, Coleoptera, Chrysomelidae. Bases 135 to 1226 code for a protein of 363 amino acids. Gene Ontology annotation, biological process: lipid metabolic process. Gene Ontology annotation, molecular function: lipase activity.